Molecule: messenger RNA, 3708 nt
Organism: Esox lucius (northern pike)
Lineage: Eukaryota; Metazoa; Chordata; Actinopteri; Esociformes; Esocidae
Gene: map4k6
Product: mitogen-activated protein kinase kinase kinase kinase 6
Exons: 32
Coding region: 375-2963 (862 amino acids)
Biological process (GO): protein phosphorylation
Molecular function (GO): ATP binding; MAP kinase kinase kinase kinase activity
Source: RefSeq, a predicted model, not a curated record
UCGGCCAGCGACAAUGUGUGACAGUUUCUGAGAAAGAGAGAUGCGGGAACAACUAUGACAAUUAUGUUUUUCAUAAAAUUGAAAGACAAAUUGCAGUAUUAGAAUUUGAACUGUAACUGAAAUGCGGGCUGAUUACUAACUUGGAAAAAAAACUGAAUGCAGAUUUAAUUCUUCAUUAAGGAGCAACAAGGAUGCCUAACUUUAAAAAAAAGCCACUGGUAUGCUGCUGUUCACUGAGCAUUACAAGGCUGUAAAGCUGCCAUUUUUAUUUUGGCUUUUGCAUCUGAUGGUUCGUUGCAGAGGAAGUACAGACAGUUGGAUAGGAACGGACCGUUAGUGCCUGAACAGUGCGACUCGAGGCAAACAUUGUUGCGAUGGAGGCAAUUGGAGUCUCCUACUCAAAUCCUUUGGAUGACUACGAGUUGCUUCACCGAAUCGGCAGUGGUACAUACGGAGAUGUAUUUAAGGCACGAAACCUGAAGACAUCAGUGAUAUCUGCAAUCAAAGUUGUAAAACUAGAUCCAGGUGACGAUAUCUCAUCUAUCCAGCAGGAGAUCACUAUGAUUAAGGAAUGCACUCACAAGAACAUUGUGUCCUAUUUCGGCAGCUACCUCAGAAAUAACAAGCUGUGGAUCUGCAUGGAGUACUGUGGAGGAGGUUCCCUGCAGGACAUUUAUCAUGUUACUGGUCCCCUGAAUGAGAGGCAGAUUGCGUAUGUGUGCAGGGAAACGCUACAGGGACUGCGUCACCUGCAUGAAACUGGGAAAAUGCACAGAGACAUCAAGGGAGCCAACAUUCUCCUGACAGAGCGGGGAGAUAUUAAACUGGCGGAUUUUGGUGUUGCAGCUGAGAUCAACGCCUCAGUUGCGAAGAGGAAAUCCUUCAUAGGCACGCCUUAUUGGAUGGCACCAGAGGUGGCAGCAGUGGAGAAAAAAGGCGGGUACAACCAGCUGUGCGACAUCUGGGCAGUUGGCAUCACGGCCAUCGAGCUGGCAGAGCUUCAGCCGCCCAUGUUUGACCUGCACCCCAUGAGGGCCUUGAUGGUAAUGUCAAAGAGCAACUACCAGCCCCCCAAACUGAAGGAGAAGACCAAAUGGUCAGCUGACUUUCACAACUUUGUGAAGAUAUGCCUGACCAAGAACCCUCGCAAACGGCCCACAGCGGAAAAACUUUUAGAGCACCCCUUUGUCAGUCAGCUGCUGACCAGGACCCUGUUCAUUGAACUGCUGGACAUGGCCAGCAACCCAGAUCUGCACAAAGCACAGGCUAUGGACGAGAGUGAUCUUGACACGUGCAGUGCAUUCCCUGAUAAGAUCCAGUCUUUAGGGAAACACCUGACAGCACACAGGACUCCAUCCGAAGAACAGUUUGGUCAGCUAAAGUUUGGCCCUCCCAUGAGGAAGGAGACUGAACCUCCUGACCAGGGUUCAUAUGACGAGUGGAGCAUUACAGACGACCAGAAGAACUCCCCGUGCAGAAGUCUACUGGAAUGUGUUGAAGAAGCAUUACUUGAAAGGAGUUUAACCAUAAAGAGAGCGCCCUCUGCUGAGCACUCUCCUGAAGAUGAGGAUAUGGAUAAAUGUGGCACAGUGAGAAGUGUGGUGCCGAGGAAUUCUUCCCCCCUGCCUGCACAGUCAACUGGCCCGAUUAAAUCAACUGCCAACUGUGACUUCACUCCUCCAACUGUCACACCUCCAUUCACAGGGAUGGCUGAACGAUCUCUCUUCAACUCUAGCAUCUUCUCUGACUCCACAUUUCCCUUUCCGUCCGAAGCAGAGGGCACCCUAUCAGACGGACAGUCUCCACCUUCUCCAUGCUCUCCACUAUGGAGCACGCUCAGUAGGAAACCUGAGGACUCUAGAGGCGAUUGCCAUGGACUUCCGCGUACGCCCAAAGUCCACAUGGGGGCAUGUUUUUCCAAGGUGUUUAACGGCUGUCCAUUAAAGAUCCACUGUGCUGUCACGUGGGUCCUGCCUAAAACUAAAGAUCAGCACCUAAUCCUGGGGACAGAGGAGGGCAUUUACACCCUGAACCUCAACGAGCUCCAUGAGGACACCAUGGAGAAGUUGUUACCUCAGAGGUGCAGCUGGCUGUAUGUCAUGAACAACGUGCUAAUGUCUAUCUCAGGGAAAUCAUCCCAGCUGUGCUCCCAGAGGCUGACCACCCUUUUUGAUCAGCGCAGACAGAAGAGACAGGGCCACCUGUCCAUCAACACCCACCGCCUCUCAGAGAGGAUCAAUUCCAGAAAGUUCUCUGUGUCUGGAAAGAUAUCAGAUACCAAAGGCUGUCGACGCUGCUGUGUUGUGCGAAACCCGUACACUGACAGCACAUUUUUGUGUGCGGUUGUACCAACUGGACUUGUCCUACUUCUGUGGUAUGAGCCCCUUCAGAAGUUCAUGAAACUCAAGAAUGUAGCCGUGAGUCUCCCAGAAACCCUCCCCAUCUUUGAGCUGCUUGUCCUGGAGACAGACGAGCUGCCACAGCUGUGUGUGGGGGUGAGGGGGCCACGGGUCCCUGUCAACGACUCUGAGCGGAUCCACUUUGACAUCAUCCACCUGAAUGACACACCCAGAGCAAAGUCAGGUACUGCAGAUCAUCAAUCUCUGAAGGUGAUUCAGGUGACACAGCUGGACAGAGACACAGUCCUUAUUGCUUUUGAAAACUCUUUGAAAAUUGUGAACAUGGAUGGCAACCCAACAACAGGGAUGACCUCAAAGUUGACCUUCGACUUCACCAUUGAGACUCUCGUUUGUUUGCAGGACAGUGUGCUGGCCUUCUGGAAGCAUGGACUUAAAGGGAUAAGCCUGCAUAAUAAUGAGGUCACACAAGAGAUCACAGAUGAAAGUCGAAUAUUCAGAGUCUUGGGAACCUCAAGGGACAUUAUCUUGCAGAGUACUCCCACGGACAAUCCAUCUGCCUUAAGCAACUUGUACAUCCUGACAGGUCAUGAAAGUAGCUACUGAUGAAAUCGGAGAAUGGAGGACAUUUUGUCCCCCACUGCUUUUAAAAAGGCAAGCGCAAGGUCAAUAUGUACGGGGAAAAGAGCGAGGCAGCCGACAGUGGCGAAGAGUUGGCCAAAUAGACACACCAGGGACUGAGUUUUGAUUGGAGUGUUGUGUCCUCAACGCUUUUUCACACGCAACUGCCAAAUGGACCUUUUGAAUAUGGUCCAGAACAAUGCCAGUGGUCGUCUAGGCUGCAUGAAGACCUUGGCAUUGCAGUCAAGGAUUUUAAACCGCACUUGGGAAUUCCUCAGACUGGUUAGCUCCGGAUUGUCUGUAUACAGCCCUGCAAUAUAGGGCUGUUGUGAGUACUGAAGACAAACAGCACCAAGUGUCUUGGGAUUGAGGGGGAAAGCAGCUGGUAUCAUGUAGCUUUGUGUGUGGAGACUACCUGACAAGAGUAUGUGGUGUAAAACACUUUACAAGCAGAAAUAAUGGUCUGCUGUUUUGCUGUGGGAUGGUUAAAUACAGUACCUGUCAAAAGUUUGGAAACACCCAUUCAAGUGAAUGGGUAAGUGUGUCCAAACCUUUGACUGGUACUAUAUAUAUAUGACUUAACUGAGUAGAUUAUUGUAAUUAUUAUUUUUUUUAAUAGUAAUGUUAUUAAAUGUUAACAAUAUUUAUGGAGGCUUAUAUAUGUUUUGUGCUAUAAAACUGGCUACCCAAAAUAAUAAAGGUGGGCAGAGAUAUUCGGUUCAGAAUUUUA